UCAGUUCACUUUUGUAAGAAUUUCUAGCUGAGUUCCCUUUCCAACUGGCGAUUAUCUAUUGAAGAUUCAGUGGUGGCUCGAUAAAAAGCCACAAAGGCGAAAUUAAAGCAAGACUGGAUUGUGCAGGAGAUCGGAUAUCUCUAUAAUUAUAGUCUAUUAGUGUUCAAUCAGCGUUUAGAGUAAUUAAACUCUAUCAUGCGUAAAUGGACGAAGCAUAAAACAACACGUUCGUGUCAUUCAAAUGUUAUUGUGCCCUCAAGAGCAGGAACAAUGCGUUGCCAGCUGAUGAUCUGUGCGGUUCUCGGAUUAUUCCUAACUUUCCACAUCAAAAUUAACGUAAAUAUAUGGAUAAUACUAGUCAAGUGGACAAUAGUGAACCAAGUUUUCAGGAUGCCGUCGUCUUCAAGUUUACAAACUUCGUCUGCGAGAGUUACAACCAAUCCUGGUUCGUGUUCCACAACUAUCGUCUGAAGGCCGUCAGUCGAAACAAAGUGCUCCUCAAUAUGAAUGGUACGAUACUGCAUCCGGCCAACAAUAUUUCAGUUCAUAGCAGAAUUUUCAAAAAGGCAAACGGCUACAAGCCCUGGCUUUUCGAUAUUUACUUUGAUGUCUGUCAGUACUUGAGAAAACGGAAUCAACCUUUUGUUAAUAUAGUGUAUGGGCUCUUCAAAGAUUUUAGUAACAUAAACCACUCAUGCCCCUACGUGGUAAGAUUAUACGUCUAUGUCGAACCACUUGUACAUCUGAAAUUUAUAUUGCAGGGUCCACAGAUUGUUAAGGACUUUUAUCUAAGACCUGAGCUACUGCGUCUUCCCUUUCCAACAGGGGAUUAUUUAGUGGCGAUUCAGUGGUACUUCGAUAAGAAGCUACAGUUUGAUACGAAUGUUAGUUUCACAUUCGUAGAAGAUCUAAUGAAGAGAAAAUAGUGGGAAUCGCCGUCAGACG
Molecule: messenger RNA, 945 nt
Organism: Drosophila pseudoobscura
Lineage: Eukaryota; Metazoa; Arthropoda; Insecta; Diptera; Drosophilidae
Exons: 1
Coding region: 345-926 (193 amino acids)
Source: RefSeq, a predicted model, not a curated record